AUGAAAGCAAAACCAAAAGCUCCAUUUAUUUGUAAAUACCAAAUCCAACCCCUCAUAGUACUCGAUCUCCAUGCUCUCUCCUCCAUCCUCCGCCCUCCACCCGCUAUGGUUGCCGGAACACGAUCACCCACAACUGUAAUCAUUCUUGUAUCUCUCUUCCUCCUCCUCCUCCUCUUAUGGUGCACCACCACACAACCACCAACUGCAAUCGCCAUUCGUGUUAUAAACAACCACCAAGAGGAUCAACAUUAUUAUCAACCGUUAUCGACUCACCGCGUACUGAUCAGCAACAGGAAGGUGUUAUCACAUCCCACGAAAUUCGACUUCACACCAUUCAUUCAUGGGCAUCACCACCACCACCACCACCGUCACCGCCACCACCAACACCGGCUGGCGGCAGCAGGGUCCAAGAUCGACCCACGAUACGGUGUUGAGAUGCGGCUUGUCCCGACGGGUCCAAACCCUUUGCACCAUUAA
Cynara cardunculus var. scolymus (artichoke) is the source of this 477-nucleotide messenger RNA. Its product is annotated as CLAVATA3/ESR (CLE)-related protein 12-like. The record is from RefSeq and is a predicted model, not a curated record. NCBI's taxonomy places the organism in Eukaryota, Viridiplantae, Streptophyta, Magnoliopsida, Asterales, Asteraceae. Bases 1 to 477 code for a protein of 158 amino acids. The transcript has a single exon.